CGCUGAGGGAGCGGCGCAGUCGCAGAGAGAUCCCUUUCCAGCCAGUCACAGGAAAAAUGCCUCGGGUUGGGAAGGUGGGAGGGGCCGGCUCCGGCGCAGAGCGAAAGCAUAGGCCCUUCCCCCGGCUCCUCUGACAGCAUCUGUUCGCCAGAAAGGAGGGAGGACGCUAAACGAGAUGGACCACUUCCGGGACACAGGACCAGGCGGGCCGGAGGAAGCUGCGGGGGCCUGUGGUGGGGAGGGCGGUUGUGCCGGGGCCACUUCUCCCCUGCGGUUCUGGCGGUUUCCCCGGCACUCUCGCGGCUCUGAGUUUCCUAUACUUGUGGCAUAGUGCAAACGCGAGGAGGAACGGACACAGCAUUGGUUAGUUGUGGCCUUAACCUCAUCCCGCGGACAUGGCUAACAAGGGGAAUAAAAAGCGUCGACAGUUUUCUUUGGAGGAAAAAAUGAAAGUAGUAGAAGCAGUGGAUUCUGGCAAACGAAAAGGAGAUGUGGCAAAGGAAUUUGGUAUCACUCCUUCUACAUUAUCCACAUUCUUAAAAGAUCGUGCUAAAUUUGAAGAAAAGGUAAAGGAAGCAUCUGUGGGACCACAACGAAAAAGAAUGCGUAAUGCACUCUAUGAUGACAUUGACAAGGCUGUGUUUGCUUGGUUUCAGGAAGUUCAUGCAAAAAACAUUCUUGUAAGUGGAUCAGUGAUUCGAAAAAAAGCAUUGAAUUUGGCAAAUAUGUUAGGCUAUGACAAUUUUCAAGCAAGUGUUGGAUGGCUUAAUAGAUUUCGGGAUCGUCAUGGGAUUGCUUUAAAAGCAAUCUGCAGAGAGGAUAAUGAUAAAUUAAUGAAUGGUAUAGGAAUAGAUAAAGUUAAUGAAUGGCAUGCUGGUGAAAUUAUAAAGCUGAUUGCUGACUACAGUCCAGAUGAUAUUUUUAAUGCUGAUGAAACAGGCAUGUUUUUCCAGUUGUUGCCACAACAUACACUUACUGCUAAAGGUGAUUGCUGCAGAGGAGGUAAGAAGGCCAGACAACGGUUGACUGCACUUUUUUGUUGCAAUGCGUCAGGAACUGAAAAAAUGAGACCAUUGAUUGUUGGCAAAUCACCUACCCCCCGAUGCUUUAAGAAUGUCCAUUCACUUCCUUGUGAUUACCGUGCCAACCAGCGGGCAUGGAUGACUCGAGAUCUGUUUAAUGAGUGGCUAAUGAAAGUUGAUGCAAAGAUGAAACAAGCAGAACGCAGAAUUCUCAUGUUAAUUGACAAUUGUUCUGCACACAACAUGCUUCCACGUCUAGAAAGAAUUCAAGUUGGCUACCUCCCAUCAAACUGUACAGCCGUUUUACAGCCACUGAAUCUUGGUGUAAUUCACACCAUGAAAGUUUUAUAUCGGAGUCGACUCUUGAAGCAGAUUUUUCUCAACCUCAAUAGUAAUGAGGAAAAAGAAAAGAUCAGCAUUAAACAAGCUAUUGACAUGAUAGCUGGGGCAUGGUGGUCUGUUAAACAAACCACAGUUGUAAAGUGCUGGCAAAAGGCAGGCAUUAUUCCAAUGGAAUUUACUGAUACUGAUCCAGAAGAUGAUGAUGAACCAGAUACAGAAAUUGAAAAACUAUGGAAUUCAGUUGCUAUUGCCACAUGUGUUCCAAAUGAAGUCACUUUUCAGGACUUUGUAACUGCUGACAAUGAUUUAUUAAUAUCUCGUGAGUUAAUGGAUGUGGAAAUUGUUGAAAGCAUGAUGGCUGGUGCAAGCCCUGAAGAACUUGAAAGUGAAAGUGAGGAUGAUGAGGGUGUCUCUUUGCUGGAGCAGCCAAAACUAACUAUUGCAGAAGCUAUCUCAAGUGUAGAAAAACUCAGGCAAUUUCUUUCUACAUGUACAGAUGUUCCUGAUGCAGUCUUUGGACAGCUAAAUGGUAUAGAUGAAUAUUUAAUGACAAGUGUAACACAUACUCUUGUAGAAUCCAAUAUUACAGAUUUUCUCCAAACAAAAUAAAAUGGGAAAAUUACUUCAACUUUAUGUUGGAGGGUAUAGUUCUAACAUGACUAAAGAAUGUUCCUUUCAGAUUUUGAACUUAUUUCAAGCAAUAUCAUUGCAUUGACAUUCCAGUACCGUGAAAUGGUUUGGACACUUGAAGCUUGCUGUAACAGGAUUUGUUCUGUGAUAUAUUUGAUUGAUAACUGUAUUAUCUUUUAAUUCAGUAUAGAAAGAUUAACCACAUUAUAGAUUAUCCUUGAGACUUGCAACUACCUUCUAGAAUUUCUGCCUCAGUUUACAAUCCACUUUGUUCCACGGAUAGCAUCUAAUAUUGACCAGCUUUGUUACAUUCCUCCUCAUACUGUGCUGUAGUUAGGACCAAUUAUUUUUACAUAGUAUUGCAAGUCUUCCUCUAUUCUGAUGAAUUGUCCCUUGACACAGCUCUCCUCUACUUCCUACUUUGCUUAUCCUCUAUAAAACAAACUCUUCCCAUCCUAUACCCAGAAGAGAAUUAUAUGAUGGAAGUACUUCCUAUAGGAAUUGCUUAAGCAGGUAACAUGUUUUCUAGACUUUUAGAGAUGUGCAACUUAGUUUUAUCACUAAUAGAGAGAUGAGGUAGGAUGUAUUUAGAACAUAUUUUCAUAAUUAAUAUAGAAGUUAGUUAAAGUUUAUGGAACAAUUCUAUAUUAAGGAAUUGUCAGAGCUCAGAGACAGUAGAAAAACAGAUCCAUAGAAAUAGUAGAGUGAGGUUUUCUAAUGUUCAUCUACUAUACUUUUGACCAGGAUGGAGAUUAAAAAGAUACAGGAGUGAGAGUAUGCAUAUGAAUAGAAUAAACAUGUUUGGUUCUACCCUGAUUUGAGAUCCUAUGCCAUAUCUGUAGGUAAUUCAGAAUCAGUUCCACAUGAUAAUAUUAACAAUCUGCAUUGCCCACUCAUCGGGGAGAGACUAAAGUAAUGAAAUGCCAUUCUUUUUCUGUUAUUGCCCUUUGUGGUAAUCUGCUAAGUUAGAUUUGUUUUAAUUCAAGGUUUAAAAAAAAAAAAAACAGAUAUUAGAAACAUUCAACUAAAGAUUUUCUUCCUAUCAAAAAAAAAAUAAUAAUAACCCAACCCAAAACAAACACCUUAUUUUUUAUUUCAUUUAUUUAUUUAUUUAUUUUGUAUUCCUAACCUAAUAGUAAUCAGAAGUCAGAAUAAUGUAGCUUUUAUUUUUAGGUACAAAUCAAUCAGAAGGUACUUUUGAGGUGGUGGUAAAUUUUGCUAUUUUUUCAGAUGAAUUUUUGGAUACUUCAAGACUGCUAAAUGUUUGGUUAUUUUCCAAAGCUGGAACUUGUAAAGUCAUUGGGGAUGGGGAGUGGAGGGUGGAAUAACUGUCUCCUUUUGGUCAGGUGAGCCAUAGAGAUUGGAGAAUAUUUUUGCCAUGAUGUAUUAGGAGAACCUCCCUCACCAAAAAAAUAGAUACUGCUUUAACUAAGAAAUACAAAAUUUACGUAUUCUACAUAUUUUUAUUCAACACAAAUAUAACUAUAUUAAUAAAGCGAAUGCAUAUUUUUGAAUUUUCAACCAGUUUAGGCCAAGAAAGCAAAAUGAUCUGCAUCUUCCUUCUACCUGUCAAGAUGUCACCAACUCUUGUCAUUUCUUCUUCUGAAAGGUCUCUAGGUUUCACCACUUACUUUCUAUUUUCAUGCACACACAAGCUGAAUAAAGACCUACAGUACCUUAUACUUGCAAUAGCCUAUAUGGUCUUCCUGACACCUUCCUCUUUCAUUCCCAUUCUAAUCCGUCCUGUACACUGCUGCCAUAUUUUUCCAAAAUACUGCAGGUAGCAUGUCCCUUUCUCUGCUUGAAAAGCUACAAUGAUACCUCUUUGCCUACAAAAUAAAAUGCAAAUGCCUCAAAUUCCAUAAUUUAGCCGACUCUUAUCCCAACAUGCUCCAAUUCUAGAUAGACCAGACUAUAUUUUCUCCUUAAUACCACUCUUAAAGCUGCCUAUCUUUAAUUAUUAUUGAAGACAUCAUCUUUGUCUUAGUCGUGGUUUAUCCAUUCUGAAAGUUUUAGCUCAGUCCCUUUAUCCUCAAUCUCCCAAUUACUUGAAGUCUACUUUGAUUUGUCUCUUUUGGAUUUACAAUAUACUUGUCAUUGCCAUACAAUUUUUCUCUUAACUGUUCUGUUUUCUAGUUCUGUCUUCAACUAAAUCUUGUAGUCCAUCAAGGAUGGAGACCUUGUAUUAUAAUUUUUUUUUUUUUUUUUGGUAUAGUCAGUAAUGCCUACCACAGUACUGGGCAUAUAGUAGGCACUUAAUAAAUUGAUUGAUAGAUACAUAAAUUGUGUCCAAACCACAUCCUUUUUUAAUAGUUAAAAUUUGGUCCUUGUACCAUGUAAUAAUAAUGGCAAGAAAUUUCUUUGAGAUUUAGUGAAAUAUUAAGAAAACAUUCUUACAUAUAAGCCACUACAUUCUCAGGAGUUAUAACUACUUUCAUAAUGGUCGUUACAGGAUAUAACAUAUCAAGGUAAAAUAAUCAAGUUGAUUUAGUCCCCGAUUCAUUACUUUUUCUCUUAUAGUUAGGGAGCAGUUCUGGGGGAUGAAUAGAAUUCCAUAAGGGGUCAAAAUCUUUGCAAAGGGGAAACAGAUGUUUAUUCAUUCUAUGAGAAGAUUAAAAAACUUAAUUUAAAAUCAAUAGAUUGUUCCUGGAAGGAAGAGGAAUCACAGUUCACAGGCCUAAGAACAGUAAAUGGGGUUAAAUAAAGCUUACAAUUCAAAUUGUGCUUGAAGUUAUUAACUUGAAGAUAACUAAGACAAUCCGCUUUUAACUGUGUACAUCUAGGUCCUCUCUCAUGAAUUUCAAUGUCAAAACAAAUCCAUAGGACAAAUAUGUGACAUUAGAUAAAUCAUCAGGACUAUAUUACAGAUGUCCAAGAAUUUAGAAGGAUAAAAUUGGGAAAGUGUUGAUGAGAGUGUAUAAUGUGUCUUUAUAAGCAUGUUUUAUGCCAAGAAAUUUGUGAGCUGCUUAAGUGAGGGGACCUGGUAGCUUAUAGGCUAAUGAGUUAUUUCCCCAUCAAGCAAGCUUGUGAGACCUAAAGAAUACUAGGAUGACUGAAAAUAGAGUAUAUUAAGGGCAUUUUUGCAGAUAGGAAUUUAUAGUUUCAGUCUCUUUGUAAUUGGCCAUUGCCAAAAUAGAAGUAUAGGAAAUUAAGGAAAGGGAGUGGUAGGUAGGUUAGUGUAAAUGCUUUUUAUAUUCUUGAAGGCAGUUCAUAAUUUGACCUACCCAUAUUUCCUAAUGCAAAGUAGUGAGUACGUGGGUUGAGAAAACAGUUUUGCCAAAUGAUUUCCAUAUUGAACCAUUGCCAACUGUGCCUCUUAGAUUUUGUUGAUCCCCUUCUUUGACCUGUCUCUGGCCUGUUAGCUCCACAAUUGAUAUCCCAGGUUCUGAUUUUGGCUUUUUUCUGAAUACAAUUCUUGAAUAAAGAUAUUCCUGAUAAGAGUCCUGCUCCCUAGGCCUCAAACCUCAAUCUUCAGUGGCAUCUUGAACCUUCUUGUGGUAUUCUAAAACUAUUGGGGGAUAGGAAGUCCUUAGGAAAUGGAGGGAAACAGUAUAGAAAUCAUGAUUGUCUAAUUAAUCCAGGGUAUUUGAAGAGAAAAAAUAAGUGUGUAGAUGAUGGAGAAAUAGCAAAACAAAGUUCAGUAGUUUUUGGUAGUAAAUGGACAUAAUACAUUUAGAUUUUCAAAAUGUCUCCAAUAUAGUUCUGGCUUGUGUUAAAUCUAACUUGUGUUAAAUCAGAAAAGACCCCUAAAUGGAAUGUUCUCAUUCCUAAUAACUGUUUUAAAUCUUUGCCUCUUAAUCCUCCAACUAGCAAUUAUCCUGUUCUCCCACCCCAACUUUAUCAAAGAGAUGAGAGUACAACUGUCAAAAUCUUCAGUUGUGCAUGUCCACAUCUUGAACUUUCUCAGCCCCUCUCCUCCAUUUUCUCCUUUUCUUCUUUUUCAGAAAAAAUAUUGAUUCAAUUUCUGUGAAGGCCAACCUCUUUAACCAAUCUAUCCAUCAUUACUUGAUUCUUACUCUCCUUGUUGAGCUCAAUUUGCCGGUGCCUCACCAAGUGUCAAUCCUAAUUCUCUUCUCUUUCAUGCUUAACUUGUAGAAAGUUGCUUAUACUGAUUGACUACCUCCACUCUACUAUAAUCUGGUUUUCUUUUUAGCUCUACUGAAUCUGUUCUCCCCAAAGUCUCUUUUAAAUUAUUAAAUGCCAAAAAAGUCUUUUUUCAAUCCAAUUCUUGUAAUUUGUCUGUAGCAUUUGACACUAUUAAUCCCUCCCAUAAUCUUAUAAUCAGAAUCUCAGAAGGGAGGGCAGAGGCAAUAUAGUCUUAACCUGUAGCCGAAUAUUUAUUAUUCUUUCUAAUAGCAUUCCUGAUAGGUGAUGAAAUCUCAUUAUUCUCCCAAAGCAGUCCAUUACUUUUUGGCACAGCUCUUUGUUCUUCCCUUAGCUUUCUUCCACAGCUUCUGCCAUUUGGGCCUAGUUCUAUAUUUUAGGGUCAAACAAAACAAAUCUAAUCCCUCUUUCAUAUGACCUUUUACAUACUUGAAGACAGCUAUCAAUCCCGCCCUGUUCCAUCCUCCCCGGUUUUCUUUUCCUUAAUAGGUUAAAAGCAUCAGUUCCUCCAUGACCCCUUAAGUAAAAAGUGGAAUGGGAAAUGUUGGUGAGUACUGCCACACCCAUAUGCUGGCCAUUCUGUGUCACCCCUUUCUAUCAUUUGAAAUUUUUCUAGGUCCUUGAUGCUGUCAAGUAUUUAUAUUUCUUAUAGCGCUUCAUCUAAACUAAUUCAUUAUCCUUAUCACUAGCUAGCUACCUUGUACUCUACUUUUGUUCCUCCAACUUAUCCCUUAAAAACAGACUAUCUUUUUUUUUCUUCUUUAUAUACCCAGCAUCUAGCACAUAGGUCUCCUCCAUAUACCUUUUAUAUGAUCAUUUAAUAUUGAUUAAACUGAAUAUGGUCAUUGAGCUUACUAAUGGGGAGUUGGACUUAAUAAUGGGCUGUUAAGUUAAAGAAAUUUUCCCUAUGUUUUUAAAGAAUUAAGUGAAAAGUGUAAAAAUUAACCCAAGGUUUUUAUGUCAUCUCUGGCAUUUGCAAAAAAUACACUGACUCUUCAGAAAUGCAGGAGCAGCAUCACAUAUUACAUUUACAUUUUACACCUGUUGAAUAUCUUUCACCACUUUGUAACAAACUGGAAGAAGAGAAGUUCCAACUAGGCCAUGGAUGUUUCAUAUGCUCCAAGGGCCUUAUGGAAGGGCUUUAUCUAUGAAUGCAAAAGAAUAAGAGGAACAUAUAGUAUUUUGUAGGUUCCUAUAAUUUUUGCCCUCUGUUUAAAAAUCCAAUACCACCAAUAAAGAAAAGUUUAAAAUUCUAUUGGCAGUCAAAAGAGGUUAUAAGUAGAGACCUCAAAUCUAAUGUACAUGAAUACCAGCUGUUACAGAAUGCAAAAUUUAACAUCCAUCAUCUUCCAAUGUUAUCCAUUCCUUUCAGUCUCUCCAACCCUGAAGACAUGAGGUUUUCCUGUUUCAAAGCAUUUUGCUUUGUUUAGAAUGCCACAUAAAGUUGCUUGAGUAGUAAAAUGGUAAAAUGCACUAUCUUACAUUGUCAUUAUGAAUUUAUGGUUUCUGGGAGCAGCAUAUAGUGAAAAGCAGAAAGAUUAAAACUUGAACAGUUGUUGCUCUGAUAUACAUCUUUGACGUACUACAAGGUUCUGGAGAAAAAAACAGCAGACAGGUCUCUUAUCUACAUCUCUUGAUGGUAGAUUGACUUCUAAGAAGUGAAAUAAUAGAUUUUAGAAUUCAACUUUAAUUCAUACUGAAAAAAAAAAUUGCUUGGUUCCAAGUGUAUUUUUUAUGAAUUUCCAAAUAAGAACAUGAACAUUUCAAUGUGCAAAGAAGAAAAAGUAUGUGAAACUUUGUACUUUUAUUAUCUAGCUUUUAAAAAUGUAUUUUAUACUUAAUACAGUAGUAACAAAGCUG
This is a messenger RNA of Sarcophilus harrisii (Tasmanian devil), 7958 nucleotides long. RefSeq names its product tigger transposable element derived 6 (gene TIGD6). Bases 396 to 1973 code for a protein of 525 amino acids. Lineage: Eukaryota; Metazoa; Chordata; Mammalia; Dasyuromorphia; Dasyuridae. The transcript is spliced from 2 exons. The record is from RefSeq and is a predicted model, not a curated record. Gene Ontology annotation, molecular function: DNA binding. Gene Ontology annotation, cellular component: nucleus.